This is a messenger RNA of Cotesia glomerata, 707 nucleotides long. RefSeq names its product LDLR chaperone boca (gene boca). The transcript is spliced from 5 exons. Gene Ontology annotation, biological process: protein folding. The record is from RefSeq and is a predicted model, not a curated record. NCBI's taxonomy places the organism in Eukaryota, Metazoa, Arthropoda, Insecta, Hymenoptera, Braconidae. The coding region runs from base 58 to 606 and encodes 182 amino acids.
UCUAAAGUGUAUAACCUAAAAACUAUAUUAAAAAAAAUAGAGAAAAAUUUUUAAAAAAUGAAUCAAAAUUUAGUGCUUGUAAUUUGUUUAUGUUUUGUAAUUAAUGUUUAUUGUGGAGAAGAGAAAGUUAAGUCAUGGAAAGACAAACGUAUCUUGGAUAUGAAUGAUGCUGAUAUGGAGAGAUUAUUCGACCAGUGGGAGGAAGAUGAAGAGCCAUUAGAACCCGAUGAGCUGCCAGAACAUUUGCGCCCGCAACCGCAAAUCGAUAUCUCACAGAUUGACGCAUCAGAUCCAGAUAAUUUGUUACGUAUGACAAAAGUCGGCAAAAGUAUUAUGAUGUUUGUUGAUUUAAAGAAAGAUCUUACAGACACUGAAGCCGACAAUAUUUUCCGUCUUUGGCAGGGAAGCUUACAAAAUAAUCAUAUUAUUGCUGAAAGGUAUCCUAUUGAACCAAAACGGGCAGUUUUUAUGUUCCGUGAAGGCUCACAAGCAGUUGAUGCCAAAAACUUCCUGAUAGAUCAACCAGAAUUGGAGCAUGUCACUCUUGAAGGACAAAUUUAUCCCGGGAAACAUUCUGCUCAAAAGAAAGAAAAAACUGAGCUGUAAAUCAGUCAUGUUAUUCAAAGUAACGCAGCUAAUUCUUCCUUAAAUCUCAUUCCGAUGUGAAAGAAUAUUUUUGAAUGAAUAAAUUAAUUUUUAAUAUAAAA